Messenger RNA from Lineus longissimus, 7998 nucleotides. Its product is annotated as U5 small nuclear ribonucleoprotein 200 kDa helicase-like. Gene Ontology annotation, molecular function: nucleic acid binding; ATP hydrolysis activity; ATP binding. Lineage: Eukaryota; Metazoa; Nemertea; Pilidiophora; Heteronemertea; Lineidae. Bases 30 to 6440 code for a protein of 2136 amino acids. The record is from RefSeq and is a predicted model, not a curated record. The transcript is spliced from 33 exons.
CCUUCCCGUCGCAAGUGCUACGAACAAGCAUGGCGGAUGCUGCGGCGAGAUCGCUUCAGUACGAAUAUAAAGCGAAUUCUAAUCUUGUUUUACAAGCUGAUCGAUCGUUGAUCGAUAGACGAGCUCGUGAUGAAUCUACUGGAGAAGUCAUAUCCUUGGUUGGUAAGCUCACAGGCUCCCGUAUGGGAGACAGGGCAUUGCGAAGUAAACCACCACAAAUGGAAGAGCGUAAAAACAAGCGGCACAAGAGAGAUGAAGCUCAGCGAGACAUGAUGAAGAUGAAAGGUACAACUCUCUUGUCCGAGGGCAUUGAUGAAAUGGUCGGAAUUCUGUACAGACCAAAAACACCUGAGACAAGGCAGACCUAUGAAGUAUUGUUGAGUUUCAUUCAAGCAGCCAUCGGAGAUCAGCCGCGUGAUGUGUUAUGUGGUGCUGCUGAUGAGGUACUUUCUGUGUUGAAGAACGACAGGAUGAAGGAUAAGGAGAGAAAGCGCGAGGUCGAGGGACUCCUGGGCGCCAUUGCAGACGAAAGGUUCGCCUUGCUCACUAAUCUUGGCAAAAAGAUAUCUGAUUGGGGAGCUGAUGAAAAAAUGCAGACAGACGAGAACAUCGAUGAAACCUACGGUGUGAAUGUGCAAUUUGAGGAAUCGGACAAUGACGAUGAUGAGAAUGAGUGGGGUGAGAUCGGUGAAGAAGAAGAAGAGGAAGAAAAUGACGGCGAUGAAGCUGUUGUUGAGGGAAAUUUAACAUCUAACUUGACAGGAGACGAAUCGAGCAGAAAGGCUGAGAAAGCACUCAGGCUCCACCCUCGAGACAUUGAUGCGUUUUGGCUGCAGAGAAAACUAAGCAAAUAUUACGAUGACCCAAUCAUAGCUCAGAAAAGGGCCGAGGAGGUGAUGGAAAUAUUGAAGACUGCCUCUGAUGACCGUGAAGCUGAGAACCAACUGGUUAUUCUACUUGGCUUUGCCCAGUUUGAAUUCAUCAAAGUCCUCAGGCAGUUCAGGCAAAUGAUAUUAUACUGUACUUUGCUCAACCAAGCCCAGAGUAAGGCAGAGACAGCCAAGAUUGAGGAAAAAAUGGAGGGCGAUGCAGAACUUUCCAAAUAUCUCCAGGCCCUCCGCGAGACUGACAAAGAAGACCUCGUUAAAGAGGAGAGAGACCGUAAACACGAGGCAAGGAGGUCGAAAGUUGAUGCAGAUAUUGAGGGGAUGGAUGUUGAUGAACCCGGGACUGGCCUCGGAUCAGCUUCUGUACUCGACUUGGAAGACUUGACUUUCUUAUCUGGUAGUCACCUAAUGGCAAAUAAAAAAUGUCAGCUACCUGAUGGAUCGUACAGAAAACAAAGAAAAGGUUAUGAAGAGGUCCAUGUUCCAGCGUUAAAACCAAAGCCAUUUGAGGGUGACGAGUCGUUGGUCCCCAUCAACCAGCUGCCCAAAUACGCCCAGCCUGCUUUCGAUGGUUUCAAAAGUUUGAAUCGGAUACAGAGCCGCCUGUACAAAACAGCUAUGGAGUCGGAUGAAAAUAUCUUGCUCUGUGCUCCAACGGGCGCUGGUAAAACAAACGUUGCUCUCCUUACGAUCUUGCACGAGAUCGGCAAACACGUCAACAUGGACGGCACGAUUAACGUGGAUGAGUUCAAGAUCAUCUACGUGGCUCCGAUGAGAUCACUGGUACAGGAAAUGACGGGAAGCUUUACAAAGAGACUCAGCUCAUAUGGUAUCCAGGUAUCCGAGUUGACCGGCGACCACCAACUGACAAAAGACCAAAUCAACGCAACUCAAGUCAUCGUCUGCACACCUGAGAAAUGGGAUAUCAUCACCCGGAAAGGCGGGGAGAAAACAUACACGCAGCUUGUCCGACUUAUGAUCUUCGAUGAAAUCCACUUGUUGCAUGAUGACCGUGGGCCAGUCCUUGAAUCUCUCGUCGCCCGAACCAUCAGGAACAUCGAAACAACUCAAGAAGAUGUGCGUCUGGUGGGCCUGAGCGCGACGCUCCCUAACUACGAAGAUGUCGCCACAUUCUUGCGAGUUGAUCCGGCCGAGGGGUUGUACUACUUCGACAACAGUUUCCGCCCGGUGCCGCUGGAGCAGCAGUAUAUUGGUAUCACCGAGAAGAAGGCAGUGAAACGAUUCCAGAUCAUGAACGAUAUUGUGUACGAGAAGGUCCUGGAGCAUGCAGGAAAAAACCAGGUUCUGAUCUUUGUUCACUCGCGCAAGGAAACGGGGAAGACAGCACGUGCCAUUCGUGAUAUGUGCCUCGAGAAAGAUACGCUUGGUGUCUUCUUGAAGGAAGGAUCGGCGUCGACUGAGAUUCUGAGAACUGAGGCAGAUCAAGUCAAGAAUCUUGAGCUACGGGACCUGUUGCCUUAUGGGUUUGCAAUCCAUCAUGCUGGCAUGGCCAAAGUUGACCGUACUCUCGUGGAAGAUUUGUUCGCCGAUCGUCAUAUCCAAGUGUUGGUGUCAACCUCGACCCUAGCCUGGGGUGUGAAUCUUCCAGCUCACACUGUCAUCAUCAAAGGCACGCAGAUCUACAGCCCCGAGAAAGGCCGAUGGACGGAGUUGGGGGCACUUGAUAUCCUCCAGAUGAUGGGGCGUGCUGGCAGGCCGCAGUACGACACAAAAGGCGAGGGCAUCCUGAUUACGAAUCACAGCGAACUCCAGUACUAUCUGUCCCUGUUGAAUCAGCAGUUGCCGGUUGAGAGUCAGUUCAUAUCCAAGUUGGCUGAUAACCUCAACGCUGAGGUCGUUCUUGGCACUGUGCAGAACGCAAGGGAAGCAGUCCAUUGGCUUGGUUACACAUAUUUGUACAUCCGUAUGUUGCGCCAGCCCACAUUAUACGGCAUAUCACAUGACCAUCUGACGGAUGACCCGUGGUUGGAACAGCGGCGUAAAGAUCUCAUCCAUACGGCAGCUGCUCUGCUUGACAAACAUAAUCUGAUCAAAUAUGACAAGAAAACUGGAAACUUCCAGCUCACAGAACUCGGGCGCAUUGCCAGUCACUACUACUGUACCCACGACACUAUCGCCACCUAUAACCAGCUUCUGAAACCAACCCUGAGCGAGAUCGAGCUGUUCCGUGUGUUCUCGCUCUCGGGUGAAUUCAAGUACAUCUCUGUGAGGGAAGAGGAGAAGUUAGAGCUGAUGAAAUUGCUGGAGAGGGUGCCGAUACCCUUCAAGGAGAGCAUUGAGGAGCCAAGUGCAAAGGUGAACUGCCUCCUCCAAGCCUACAUAUCUCAGCUGAAACUCGAAGGAUUUGCCCUGGUCUCCGACAUGGUCUACAUCACACAGUCCGCUGGGCGAUUGAUGAGGGCCAUAUUUGAGAUUGUCCUCCACAGAGGCUGGGCUCAGCUGACUGACAAGGCUUUGGCUCUCUGUAAGAUGAUUGACAAGAAGAUGUGGCAGUCCAUGUGCCCCUUGCGUCAAUUCGGAACGAGGAAGAUCCCGGAAGAAGUCAUCAAAAAGAUCGAAAAGAAGAACUUCCCAUUUGAGCGUUUCUACGAUCUCAAUCACUACGAAAUCGCCGAACUGAUCAGAAUGCCAAAGAUGGGUAACGUUAUCCAUAAAUACGUGCACCAGUUUCCGAAGCUCGAGCUCUCCGUACACAUUCAGCCAAUCACUCGAUCAACCCUGCGGGUCGAGUUGACGAUUACGCCUGACUUCCAGUGGGAUCAAAAGAUUCACGGCCACUCGGAGGCUUUCUGGAUCCUAGUUGAAGAUGUUGAUAGUGAGGUGAUUCUGCAUCACGAGUACUUCCUACUCAAACAGAAAUUUGCCGAAGACGAGCACCUUGUGAAGUUCUUUGUGCCAGUGUUUGAGCCUCUGCCCCCUCAGUACUUCAUCCGGGUUGUGUCCGACAGGUGGAUUGCAUCGGAGACACAACUUCCCGUCUCGUUCCGCCAUCUCAUCCUACCAGAGAAGUACCCACCGCCUACAGAUCUGCUGGAUCUGCAGCCACUGCCCGUCUCUGCUCUCAGGAACCCCAACUUUGAGGCCCUGUACAGCGAGAAGUUCCCAUUCUUCAACCCAAUACAAACCCAAGUGUUCAAUGCAGUGUAUAAUAGCGAUGACAAUGUCUUCAUUGGAGCGCCCACCGGUAGUGGUAAGACCAUCUGUGCCGAGUUUGCUGUUCUCAGAAUGCUGCUACAGAAUCCUGAUGGACGGUGUGUCUAUAUCACGCCCAAAGAUGACUUGGCUCAACAGAUUUAUCAAGAUUGGCAGAACAAGUUUGCCCUUCAGCUUGGAAAGAAGGUGGUCCUCCUAACGGGAGAAACUGGUACCGAUCUUAAGAUGAUUGCCAGGGGCAACGUGAUCAUCUCGACACCCGAGAAAUGGGAUGUGUUGUCACGGCGUUGGAAACAGAGGAAGAAUGUACAGAACUUGAAUCUGUUCAUCGUCGAUGAGCUGCAGUUGAUUGGCGGCGAGGAUGGGCCUGUUCUAGAAGUCAUCUGCUCGAGGAUGAGAUACAUCUCCUCUCAGAUUGAGAGGAAUAUCCGUAUCCUGGCUCUCAGUUCCUCGCUCUCCAAUGCCAAGGACAUCGCCCAGUGGCUUGGAUGCAGCACCAAUUCCAUGUUCAACUUCCAUCCUAACGUCAGACCUGUGCCGUUGGAGCUUCAUAUACAGGGUUUCAAUGUGUCGCACAAUGCCUCGCGACUCAUCUCGAUGGCAAAGCCGGUUUACCACGCCAUCACCAAACACUCGCCAAAGAAGCCUGUCAUGGUGUUUGUGCCGUCACGGAAGCAGACGCGACUGACGGCCAUCGACAUCCUGACGUUCUGCGCGGCGGAGAACCAGCCGAGUCGCUUCUUGCACGUGACUGAGAAAGAUCUGGAACCCUUCCUGGAAAAGAUAGAGGAUAAGACCUUAAGGGAAACUCUGACCAACGGGGUGGCGUACCUCCAUGAAGGAUUAUCAGAGGUGGAAAGGAAAAUUGUACAACAACUGUUCAGCACCGAAGCCAUCCAAAUCGUCGUGGUCUCCAGGAAUCUCUGCUGGGCGUUGAGCAUGGCUACACAUUUAGUCGUUGUGAUGGACACACAGUACUAUAAUGGUAAAAUUCACGCGUACGAAGACUACCCUGUCACAGAUGUUCUCCAGAUGGUCGGACGUGCCAACAGGCCCCUGAUCGAUGAUGACGGCAAGGCCGUGAUCCUCUGUCAGAGCUCAAAGAAAGAGUUCUUCAAGAAGUUCCUGUAUGAGCCGCUGCCAGUCGAGUCUCAUCUGGACCACUGCCUCCACGAUCACUUCAACGCAGAGAUCGUAACCAAGACGAUAGAGAACAAACAAGAUGCUGUGGAUUAUCUCACCUGGACAUUCAUCUACCGCCGUAUGACACAGAAUCCGAAUUACUAUAAUUUACAGGGUGUAUCCCAUCGCCAUCUCUCCGACCACAUGUCUGAACUUGUCGAGAACACGUUGAACGACUUGGAGCAGUCCAAGUGUAUCAGCAUCGAGGAUGAGAUGGACGUGUCGCCUCUCAACCUGGGCAUGAUCGCAGCCUACUACUACAUCAACUACACAACUAUAGAGUUGUUCAGUAUGUCAUUGAACGCCAAGACCAAGAUCCGUGGUCUGAUCGAGAUCAUCUCUAACGCUGCAGAGUAUGAGAACAUUCCCAUAAGGCACCAUGAGGAUAACAUUCUCAGACAGCUUGCCCAGCGCCUACCAAACAAACUCAGCCAGCCUCGUUUCAACGACCCCCACGUGAAGACAAACCUGCUGAUCCAGGCCCAUCUCUCGAGGAUGCAGCUCUCGGCCGAGUUGCAAUCUGAUACGGAGGACAUCUUAAACAAGGCGGUGAGGUUGAUCCAGGCCUGUGUCGAUGUGUUGAGUAGUAACGGUUGGCUGUCUCCGGCACUCGCCGCUAUGGAGUUGGCGCAGAUGGUGACGCAGGCCAUGUGGGGCAAGGACUCGUACCUGAAGCAGCUGCCGCACUUCACGCCGGAGAUCAUUGGAAGAUGUACAGAAAAGGAGAUUGAGACGAUCUUCGAUGUGAUGGAGAUGGAAGAUGAGGAUAGGAAUGAGUUACUUAAACUCUCCGAGACGGAGAUGGCUUACGUUGCCCGCUUCUGCAACCGAUACCCAAACAUCGAAUUGACUUACGAGGUGUUGGACAAGGAUGGCAUCACAAGUGGCAAUGCAGUGAAUGUUGUCGUGCAGUUAGAGCGGGAGGAUGAAGUCAGUGGGCCAGUGGUUGCUCCGUUCUUCCCACAGAAACGUGAGGAAGGCUGGUGGGUCGUAAUCGGAGAUCCAAAAUCCAAUUCGUUGAUUUCGAUCAAGCGCCUGACCUUGCAGCAGAAGGCCAAGGUCAAGCUGGACUUCGUGGCACCCUCACCAGGCCAUCAUUCGUACGUGUUGUAUUUCAUGAGUGAUGCCUACAUGGGUUGUGAUCAGGAGUACAAGUUCAGUCUCGGGAUUAGGCAGGGAGAUUCGGACAGUGAUUAGACAUUUCAUGGACUGAUGGGUUAUGUAAAGAUCAGUUUGAAGUGAGAAACUGGACAAUUGGAUGAUGUAAAUGUCGACAUAAUUGGAUUGUGAAGAUGGACUUAAAGUGUUAUAAAGUAGUCUUAGUUUGAAUUAAGGAAUUAAUACCGAGCUGGCGGUCAUUGGUUGUAUAAUCAGCGCCUCGGGUUUUGGACUGCAUUUUCGGUCUACCCGAGCGGUCUUGAUUAUACAACCAAUGACCGACAGCGAGGUAUUAAUUUCUAUUCUAAAAGGUUUCAAAAUUAAACAAAUUAAAUACGAUUUGAAAGGUAUAUAUGUUCCGUUUUCGUCAAAGAAUGAUCCAGCCUGGUGUCCGGAACUCCGCCAUAUUGUUGCUUGUGAAGAUGACGUCACGCAGCAAGGGAAUUCCCAGUCUGCUAGCUCGAUUUCUACCAUUUCCUCGUCUUUGACCUCUUCUGAAUCCUGACUGACGACCUCGAAAGAGUCCUCGGGUAUCCUCCCUACUUCACAAAUCCCAAUAUCGGGGAAUACUUCAAAAUCUCGUGUUCUUAACAUUGUUUUGUGGGGCUGAGUCGUUGCUUCUUGGUGAAAAUAAUUCGUCUGCUGAAAUUCAGAAUUUUAUACCUACCCAGGCGGUCAUUGGUUACGAUACCAAGACCGCUCCGAUCAAAACGAGGCGUAAUGUAUUUUGUAUUAGAAACAAUGAUAUACUGUGACUAAGGCCUUUUAGAAUUGGAAACUCAUCUGAAGGACAUUGGGUGACAUGAAUAAAGUCAGUUAAAUGCUUUUACUUCAUUAUGAAUAGGAAGGCCUAGCGUAAAUGCCAGAUGAAGUUUUCAGUAAAAGCAUUUGCUAGUCUUUAUUCAUAUCACCAAAUGUACUUAUCAUUUUCAGCAAGAACUAUGACUUGACCAGUUGAUUUCAUUGUGCUUGUUACAUCUUGGUAACUUAACAUCAUCGAGAUAUACAGUACUGUAUUGUAUUGUAGUGUAUUGUGUCUAGGCUGCAUUUAGAAUUUGUUUGUACAUACACUGCUUACUUAAUUUGUCAUCAUCAUGGUCAUCAACAUUGGCACUUUGAUCUUUAUGGAUCUUUGCCAUUAAAAAGUUGAAAACUUGUGCACAUCUUUCAACGUGCGUUAACCAUAACGUAACAAUUAAUUCCAUUCCCAUUCUCAAAGAAUUUGAAAUUGUCAGAUGACAAAAGGUACAAAAGCAUCAUGUCAAUUCAGUUAAAUGAUGUCAUUAAUUAUGAAUUCCUUACUUAAUUACUUGCAAGCAAGCCCAUGUCACAUGGGAGAAAUAUUCCUUUUGUCAAUACAUGUAGUGUGUUGGUGAUUGAAACUAUUGGAAGACACUGUCAAUUUUCUCAGUUUUGUAACUUUGUAAUUCUACUGUCGAUAAAAUUGGCCAUUUUCUGAUUGUGAAAGUACCAUUUGUUGCAUCAAAAUGUACAUGUAAGUCUCAACCAAGAAAUUUUCAGUGUUGUAUAAAUAAGGUUGUUUUCCUCCUCAUAAAUACACAAUAUCUUUAAAAUAAACAAAAAGAAAAUCGUAUUG